Messenger RNA from Tinamus guttatus (white-throated tinamou), 2402 nucleotides. Lineage: Eukaryota; Metazoa; Chordata; Aves; Tinamiformes; Tinamidae. The record is from RefSeq and is a predicted model, not a curated record.
AUGAUGUGUAUGGCAUUUGUGCUGGAAAUCGAUGAGUUUCAUGCUGUCCUGAAGCUUUCUGACCUUCUCAUCAUUCUGGUCAAGUUUUCCUUCUUUACUUUCAUCUAUGGUAAUAGCUCUGAUUUUAUUUUUCCUAUAUUUUACAGUGGUUUGAACUUCCUUGAUCUGAUGGUGCGCCAGGGGAAUAUUGACAACCCUCCUAAGACACCACUUGUUCCUGGCUUUGAAUGCUCUGGGAUUGUAGAAACUCUUGGAGAUAAUGUGAAAGGAUUUGAGAUUGGAGACAGAGUCAUGGCUUUUGUAAACUACAAUGCAUGGGCUGAAGUUGUAUGUACCCCAGCAGAAUUUGUCUACAAGAUCCCAGAUGACAUGAGUUUUUCUGAAGCUGCUGCUUUUCCUAUGAACUUUGUAACUGCCUACAUGAUGCUCUUUGAAGUUGCUAACCUAAGAGAAGGCAUGUCUGUUCUCGUUCACUCUGCAGGCGGCGGGGUGGGUCAAGCUGUUGCUCAGCUGUGUUCAACUAUUCCCAGCGUUACAGUUUUUGGAACAGCUUCGUCUUUCAAACAUGAAGCUAUCAAAGAUUCAGUAACUCAUCUCUUUGACAGAAAUGCAGACUAUGUUCAGGAAGUAAAAAGAAUCUCACCAGAUGGGGUAGAUAUUGUUUUGGAUUGUUUGUGCGGAGAAAAUACUGGGAAAGGCCUCAGUCUCCUCAAACCACUUGGGACUUACAUUUUAUAUGGUUCAUCUAACAUGGUUACUGGGGAAACAAAAAGCUUCUUCAGUUUUGCGAAAUCAUGGUGGCAGGUUGAGAAGGUAAAUCCUAUCAAGCUGUAUGAGGAGAACAAGGUCAUUGCUGGAUUUUCUCUGUUGAAUCUACUCUUCAAACAGAAUCGAGGUGGCUUGAUCAGGAGUGUAUUGGACAAACUCAUAAAUCUAUACAAUGAUAAGAAGAUCAAGCCUGUGGUUGAUUCUCUAUGGGCCUUGGAAGAGGUGAAGGAGGCCAUGCAGAGAAUCCAUGACCGAGGAAAUAUAGGAAAACUAAUUCUGGAUGUGGAGAAAGCGCCCACUCCCCUGAUGGCCAACGACAGUACAGAGACAAGUGAGGCCGGGGAAGAGGAAGAAGACCAUGAAGGGGACAACGAGAAUAAAGAGCGCAUGCCGUUCAUCCAGUAAGAGCCAGAGGUGGCGCGGAAAAGCGGAAGGAUUGAUCACGUAGAAGGGAACAAGACUGCGAAAUCUAUUCUGUGCAUCAGUGAACAAAUGCUGUAGUACAGUGUGUGUUGUAUUUGUCUGCAGUCAGCUGAGCUAUGAGCUGUUGAUCAUUGUUGUUUUGAACUCAAGUGCCAUUCUCAUCCAGUGCAGUAUUAUGAUAUUCCUGUGUGAUACCCAGUUUCCUUGUAGGAGUCCCAUGGAUUUUUCUGUUCCAACUUAAAAGCCUUAUUGACUUUCUGUGUAAUUUUAGACGGGCAUCUUUCUCAUGCAAAUUCCAACAUUUUGCAUAAAGUUAUUUGGGAUAGGGUGGUUUUUUUUUUUGCAAGUUGACAAUGAUGACAACAACAAAAAGAAUUCCCCAUUUGGUGCCUGGCAGAUUCUAAUACCUGCAGGGAGGAUUUUAAGUUUGGAUUUUCAGUGUUAACGUAGUUUUCCUUUUAUGAACCACAGAUAAAAGUUGCAAAUAAGAUGAGUUUAUUUUCCUCAGUCAUGCUUCCUCAUCUUUUAAACAAUAUUAUCUUCAUUUUCAAAAAUACCUCAUUUGUAGCUGUAGAGUCUGAAAUUGUGCAAGGAAUUGUUAACUGAGGGAAUUUGAUUAGUACUGUAUAAUUACACUAGUCAUCAGCACUCGUAAUUAAACACAUUCAUUCAAAGUGCUAUCUGUCAUGCCUCCCUGCUGAUCUGAGCUAUCACUCCCUAUGCUACAGGGAAAGACAAGUCAGUGAAUCACUUUUUUAGACCCAGAACUUUAAUUGCCUUUAACUAUUACCAUUGUUAUUGACAAUUCAACAACAUCUUCUGCUAAGGACACAUUAAAGUCAGCUGUGUCUGUAAUCCAAAACAACUGUAAAUUCAAUGAUUUUAAAAUCUGAUCAGCAAGAAUCACUCUUCAGAAUGUGGGAAGAAUUUAUUUCGUAGGUGGAGUGCAGAGCUCUGAAAUCACUAAUGGGUUGAUCAACUAUCAAGCUAGAGCUGAAUGACUACAGUGGUUAACCCUUUUAAAAAUUACUUUUAGGCCUUAAUCCCAUCAUAAGUUAUGCAUGGGAAUAGUUUUAUCUAGGUGAGUAGUUCUUUAAAAAGCUCUGCUCCCAUAUGUACAGUUUUACAUGUGUGAUUAUUUGCAAGAUCAGGCAUUCAAAGACCAGCUAGACUAUCUACCUCCCACUAAUGGAAACUGUAUCUUAACAUGA